Messenger RNA from Archocentrus centrarchus (flier cichlid), 1590 nucleotides. RefSeq lists its product as uncharacterized. The transcript is spliced from 7 exons. Lineage: Eukaryota; Metazoa; Chordata; Actinopteri; Cichliformes; Cichlidae. The coding region runs from base 127 to 1119 and encodes 330 amino acids. The record is from RefSeq and is a predicted model, not a curated record.
UCUGUGACACACCAGCCAGGUCCUUUAUUAAAAACACAAAGAACCACAAUGCCUACCAUGGAUGUGACAAAUGUGUGCAGCCUGGAAACUAUAUUAACAGACGCAUGACAUACCCAUGUGCAGACUAUGCCCUACGGACAGAUGAAUCAUUCACAAACAUGGCCGAUGAGAGUCAUCAUCAUGAAGGACCACAUCCAUUUAUUGGCAGUAGUGUGGAUGUUCCAUUUGGUCGAGUUCCAGAGCAACAAAGCAGUAGCAGUAGUACCAGAAAACUGGUGCUGUGAUGGUGCUACCUACUGGCCCAACUAUAGAAAUGAUGAAAGAGUGGAUAAGGCAGUAAAAAAUGUAGAGGAACCAGGACCAGACUGGAAGACAUACGAUAUCAGAAUUAUCAAAUCAUGUGAUCAGUACUUUGAGGCACGACAGCUUCUGAAGAAAUCGCUUACAUGCAGCACAUCAGACCUUCAGUCAGAAGAGGAAGAGGAGGAAAUACGACCAAAAAGGAAGCCAAAGGCAAUUCAUUUCUUUGGGGACUCUGACAGUGACACAGAAGAAGUUUACCUGAAAAGGAAAGCCAGAGCUGCAGUAAGACGCCCACUACAACCACCUGCUCCAGUUAUCCAACCACCACCUUUCACUGGAGCUAGCAUCCACACAAUUGCUUCUUCUGCAAAAACUCCAUCACCACCACUGCUUGCCCAGAUGGAAACUAGACCAAGAGAUGAGCCAACUCCUUCUUCAAGCCAUGUCUACAGGCCUACUUGGAAAGGGGGACGGUAUGGCUCAGACACAAUUACCUGCUCUGCUGCAGAAGUUCAAAUAUUGAGCUUACUGGAGUACAUUAAACACCAACAAGACCAAUUAACCACCAAAGUAAACUAUCUGACCAACAAGCUGAACUCAACUGUCCAAGAAAGAGAAAUACCUGACCCUGUACAGUUUCCACUACAAUCAAUGGAGGAAGUGGAGAAUUUUGAGAAAUGGCUCAAAGAUCCUGCUAACUCUCACCUGAAGCAGAGUGUGAUUUCUUCACUGGCAGCCAUCGGGGGGCUGAUGCAAGAAGUAUCACAUGGAACAUUCUUUCCCGCAUGUUCCACAGUGACAUUGGACAGAAGAUAAAUUGGACAGGGGCCAAUGGAAAGGGAGGUUUCUCCCAGAUGGCAUCAAAAACAGUACUCUUGGAUGCAGUAAGAAAGACCCAUGUGUCCCGUGCUGCCACAGAAGAGGAGAUUCGGAUUCGGAAACAUGCCAUACGAUGGUUCAAUCUGGCAGCAGACAGAGGAAGAAGGCGGCGUCCUCCUGUUACCAUCCCGAAUCAAUGCUGAGGACUUCAGUUUGUUAUUGUUACUGUUAUUGUUCCAGAAAUGGUUAUCUUUCAGUUAUUUGUCUGUUAAUGUUUUAAUGAAGUACAGUAAUGAAUCAAUGCAUCACCUGCUUAAUUAAUUUGUGAUAGUAUUUCCUUUCUUUGCCAUUUUACUUUUUCCUUUACUGCAUUUUGUUAAAGAAUAAAGAAGUGUUAAAGGAUUUAUAGUAAAUAAACAGUAUUCUUGAUACAUUUAUGAUCCCAUUAUUUUUGUAAUACUCAUAUGC